AUGCCGUGCUCGCUCGCUGAGAUUCCUGAUGACUUGUCGACGCUCAAGCAUUCGACGAUGGUUGACGUGUACAACACGUGCGAAGUUCUGACGGAUUCUGGAUUUGACGAAACUCAGCCUCCGGACGUUGACAUUACGGUCUACGACGAGAACCUCAACAGUGUGGCUGGAUUUUCUGAAGACGCUGAGCUAGUUAAUCGCUGUGCUGCUCACGCGCUGAUGGGCGCCCGUAAGCUUAAGCCGAAACGACAACAAAUUUCGGCCCUGGAACUGGACGCGCUGAUAGCGGAAUUUGUGUCGAAAGACGUCAUGAAUCACUCUUCGCAUGAUGAUCUUCUUGCUGCAAUGUAA
This is a messenger RNA of Peronospora matthiolae, 351 nucleotides long. Lineage: Eukaryota; Oomycota; Peronosporomycetes; Peronosporales; Peronosporaceae. The record is from the annotation of a GenBank genome assembly.